GUUUCCUCAGUUUUCAUACAAUUUUUAUUUGACACGUUAAAUUCGCCAUCGAUGAAAUCGUUCUAGCGAUAAUUCGUUUGCCAGUUUCAUUGUUGUGUAUGCAUGUGCAUUCCCUAAUUAUUUUAUUUUUGUGAGCCUUUACAACUUUUCUUCGUUUUUUCGGAGAAUCUGUUUAUUUUUUAGUGAAGUUUACUAUAUAUAUUUCGUUAUGGAUGAUUAUGCGUUUUUGGACAAUGUAUUUUGCACUGCUAUAUUGCGAAUACUGGAAAUACCAGAUAUUCUCACAGAUUCACCAUCCAUCGACUUGGAUGAAGUGAAAUGUGACUUCGAAAAAAAUGGAACUUGCGAUGAGACAUAUUAUGAUCAUGAUACCACACGUGCACCACUGACCGAUAUACAAUCAAGGAUCAACAAGAAAAAAGCACAAAAAUUGGCCAAUGCACAGAACAAUUUCUGCCAGUUCUGUGAAAAUAAUCAAGAGCCUCCGAAAGUCUACAACAGUCACAGUUUGCGUGACAGUAAGGGCAAGCUUAUGUGUCCGAGGCUACGAAAGUAUGUAUGUCCAAUUUGUAAUGCGACAGGCGACAACGCUCAUACAGUGCGCUACUGUACCAAGAAACCGAUUUUUGUUAUUAAAGGCGGCAACGAUGCGGGUGUACUCAAGAAAAUACGUCCCAAAGCAAUUUUCAAGAAAACCAUUCGACUUUAAUUUCUAAUCGAAUUGUUAACUCAAUUAAGCCAUUUUACAUGUGGAACAUGUGUUCGAAAUAAUUAGUGGUGAGUUUACAAGCACAAUGCUUUGAUUUCUUUGUAGUAUUUUAAUCGUCCAUUUAGUUUAAGUAUUUAAUUCUAGCACGUUUUUAUAUAUGUGAUCAAUAUAAGGCAACAAUGCCGUAAAUUUAGAUGUUAUUGAUUUACAUCUGCUCCGAAUAAAAUAGAUUUGUUCCAAUCUCAAAUAGA
Bradysia coprophila is the source of this 960-nucleotide messenger RNA. RefSeq names its product RNA-binding protein nanos (gene nanos). Gene Ontology annotation, molecular function: zinc ion binding; RNA binding. The record is from RefSeq and is a predicted model, not a curated record. NCBI's taxonomy places the organism in Eukaryota, Metazoa, Arthropoda, Insecta, Diptera, Sciaridae.